AGCCUGCGAUGGCGUCAGGGCAGUGGCGGGCGCUGGCCGAGCAGUUCCAGGUGAUCUGCCCCCCCGGGGGGGCCCCAGGUGCGGGGCCCCCCGGGGCGCUGGGACGGAAGAUGACCUGUGGGCACUGGGUGAGCGCGGCUGGGCUGCGGGGCUGGGUGCGGGCGCUGCUGGACCAGGGCGUCACCUCAUUCCGCUGCCCACGCUGCCCGGACACCCCUUGGCUCUGGCAAGAGCUGUGCAAACUCAGGCUCUUCUCAGACGAGGACCAGGCCACGCUGGAGGCCCAAAUCCUGGCGCAGGAGGGGGCUAGGGGCAGUUACCGCCAGUGCCCACGCUGCCAGCACCUCGUCCAGCGCCUGGAUCCCGGGACCCUGCGCACCCCCUGCCUGCCUUGCUCCCAGCGGGCCGGGGGGCUGUACUGCUUCUGCUGGGGCUGCCGCACGGAAUGGAGGGACCCCUCAUCCCAUGCUGACUCGCGAUGCCCCCUACAGGCUGCGCUGCAUGACGCCCCCAAGAUCCAGGCCCCAAGAUCGUCCGUCCACAGCUGCCCCUCGCUGCGGGCCUGUCCCCGUUGCCACGCCCUCCUGAGCCACACCACGCAAGGCUGCCCCAUGGUGGUCUGCCCUGAAUGCGGGUGUUGGUUCUGCUACCGCUGCCUGGGUUUGUCGGGGGCACACCUGCGUUCCUGCCCCAUCGCUGACCCGCAGCUGGUCUGCGGGAGUGGGGAUGCGGUAACCCCAACUUCCAGGGGCAGCCCUGUAGUGACCGGGGUCAUGGGCUGAAUCCUGGGGCUUUGGGGAGGGCGGAUCUGAGACAAGGGGGGGCUGCUUUGACUCCCCUCCCAGGGCUGUCAGGACUCCAGGCAUCGGGGGCAGGGGCUUCCUUUCCCUUUGUCAGUGCAGCACCUGGCACAGUGAGGUCCUUGGCAUGGCUGGGGCAUUUAGGUGCCACCACAAUGUAAUGGAAUUGUGUAAGGUAAUUGUGUGUUUGAAUGAGUGAAUCAGAUCGGCAAUGAAUGGACAGGGGGAGAAUGAGGGGCCUUAAAUCUCUUCUAAUAUUACUA
Molecule: messenger RNA, 1063 nt
Organism: Terrapene triunguis (Three-toed box turtle)
Lineage: Eukaryota; Metazoa; Chordata; Testudines; Emydidae
Product: E3 ubiquitin-protein ligase RNF19B-like
Exons: 4
Coding region: 9-782 (257 amino acids)
Source: RefSeq, a predicted model, not a curated record